Trichoderma harzianum CBS 226.95 is the source of this 1714-nucleotide messenger RNA. RefSeq lists its product as hypothetical. Lineage: Eukaryota; Fungi; Ascomycota; Sordariomycetes; Hypocreales; Hypocreaceae. The record is from RefSeq and is a predicted model, not a curated record. Bases 140 to 1345 code for a protein of 401 amino acids. The transcript has a single exon.
AAACCCCCGAGUUCAGUCAUAAUACAUAAAUAAGUGCGGAUUAAUAACAAGCACCAAGUCUAGAGAUCUCUCUACCAGCCAACAGUCAAGUCUCAAACAUUUUCCAAUCACCCAUUCUAUACACCAUAUUUCAUUGAUCAUGGCAUCUGCUAUUAUCAGUGUAAUCGGCGGCGUCCUGACCAUCGUCGAUGCUGUCCAAACAAUCCGGGGCUGGGUUGUUGGCGGUGCUCCACAAGUCAUCACAUUCAGGGAGCUUCAGGAAGUUGUCCAAGGCGAGCACGCUGCCUUCUUCCAGGUCAUAGCCCUUGGCCGACUGGACUAUCGCUAUCGGCGUUUCUAUGGUGUUUGGCUCCCGGCCCUCACAAGCAUGUCUAGCAUAACGUCGCAAAGCUUCGAGUCUGGCGAGGUCCGCGAUAUCUUCAACAGCAUCAAAGAGUCCAUCGAUGAUGUGGACCUGACGCUCAACCUACUAAGGACCGUAUAUGAAGAGCGUUACAACGUCUUGCACAUGGACGAUGUCACACGCGGCUUCUUCGCUUCUCUGAGCGGAUACGGUCUUCUCUUCCAUAUGCACGGUGUGUACUCCCAGCUGAACCGCCUUCGACUUGGCGCGGUUGAUUUGGAAGACAGACGACUUGUCCUCGAUUCCCUGAAUGGGCUUCAAUACAUCUAUGAUGCUGCAGGGCUCAUUGGAUGGUUUGGAAAUAACAACAUCAUUCAAAACAAGCGGAUGGGGCUUGUCCCCGAGCAAGUGACACACGUCAAUUCACUAUUCUGGCAGUACUGGAACUAUCAGGAUCGAUAUACCCCUCUCAGUAACGUCUCGCCAAACCUUGAACUCUCCGUGGCUAGGCCGCCUGCAUACUAUGAGCAUAACGAGAUCAACAAGGUCAGAGACGCUUUGCGAGACCGCAGAGCUAGGGUAGAUGAGCGAGUGAGAUCCGUUGUCUUCAACGUGUACUCCCCCAUAUGGUGGAGAUUUGAUCGAACGAGAACCAUUUUGCAGGCGAGAGCUAGAAGUCAAGGGGCCACCCGAGUUGUACCACGCAGGCGACCUGUGCGCUCCAUUCGCGGUUCGUCAAGAGCGGCGCUUUUCAGUGUUAUAGGGGACAGUAUUGAUGAUAUGGGCAAUGAGGACGAGGUGGCAGAAUUUGAGGAGGGUGUAGGUGGAUUCAAUGCUGGAGGAGAGCCCGAGGAUCCCGAUGCUCCAGAUGGUGACCCUUUCAGCAUCACUGCUCCUGAAGUUGUCUCAGACGCUGAAGAGAACAAGUCAGCUGAUAGAAACAUAGCCUUGGGCAGCGGUCAACUUGAGGAAACAGCCAAGCUCACAGUCUAUGUUUCAUAGCGUCUCAAUCAAUGGAGUCUGUCUCAUUGAUCAGUGUUGUCGACCCCCUAGUUACAAAUUUGCCGCUUGUUAUAUUCUCUCUGUCUCUCGUGAUGAAUCUCUAUGAUGCUCUUUUCUGCGAUUUCAUCGGCCUAUUGUCUACAACGGCUUCCCUUAUUAGCAAUCGGUCCUUGUGUACUCACAAUGCCGCGGAUACCUGCGUUCAUCAUGAGUAGCCGUUGAUGAACGGAGAUGAUGGGGACAAUAUAUGAUAAAUAUAUAUCGAGUUUCUUUCACCUAGAUAGUAGCGGCAUUGAAGGUUUAGAUAAGAUAACGGGAGAUACUCGUUGAUUCAAUCUAAGCGCUCUAAGUGCGCGAUAUACAUUAAGC